UAUCAAUCCUUCUUUAGAAAAAAAAAACAUAUAGCCAAAAAAGAAUCCUUGCCCAAAUCUGCACCUCUCUCAUCUUCAUCUUCACUAUUUGUAACCCUAAAUCUAUCUAAAGUAUGUUAACUUUCUCUCUAUCUCCGUCUGCUCCCCACUUUCGAAGUUCUAACAUUUAAAUCGCCGUAGUUGGAGGAGGAGCUCUCAUCAGUUUCUCAUUCUGAAACUUCCAAAGAGAUCUGAAAGUUGUAGACUUUUUUUUCCAUCACCAUCACCAUCGUCAUAGUCCCCGAUCAUCGUUCCAUUGUGUAGGUCACUGAAAGAAAAAGAGAAGAUUUUCUUACUCUGUGUAUGGAGUAAGAAUGCCAGAGUUAAGAAGUGGAGCACGUAGAUUGAGACAACCUAGCAACCCUCAGGCGAUUGAACCGGCGGAAAACAUCCAGCUUCCUCGUCAGCCUGCAACAAGGAGAAGAGGUGGUGGUAGAGGAAGGGGAAACGCUGCUGCACCUCCGAGACCCACUGGUGGGGCUGGUAGAGGCCGAGGCAUCAGGUUAAUAGAUUUAGAGGCGGAACCUGUGGUUGGUGAACCUGCUUUUAAUCAAGUCGAAGGGGUAGCUGAUAAGGAUAACGCUAUGGAAGGUGGUAGCGGUGAGAAAAUAGUUGGUGUGGAAGAAGAUUUGAGCUCAGCUCCUGUCCCUGAAAGGGUACAAGUUGGAAACUCUCCUGUUUAUAAGACUGAAAGGAAGCUCGGUAAGGGAGGCUUUGGUCAAGUUUUUGUUGGGAGAAGGGUGAGUGGUGGCAGCGAUAGGAUUGGGGCAGAUGCAAUUGAGGUGGCUCUGAAAUUUGAGCACCGUAAUAGCAAAGGAUGCAAUUUUGGCCCACCUUACGAGUGGCAAGUGUACAAUACGCUCAACGGUUGCUAUGGAGUUCCUGCGGUUCAUCAUAAGGGUCGACAAGGAGACUUUUACAUUCUUGUCAUGGACAUGCUUGGUCCAAGUCUCUGGGAUGUGUGGAACUCUUCAGGGCAAUCGAUGUCUCCCAACAUGGUAGCGUGCAUUGCCGUUGAGUCCAUAUCUAUUCUUGAGAAGUUUCAUAUGAAAGGGUUUGUCCAUGGAGAUGUGAAGCCAGAGAACUUCUUACUCGGUCAACCCGGAACAGCUGAUGAGAAAAAACUCUACCUUAUCGAUCUUGGUCUAGCAUCAAAAUGGAAAGAUUCGCACUCAGGCCAGCAUGUUGAAUAUGAUCAAAGACCUGAUGUGUUCAGGGGAACAAUAAGGUAUGCAAGUGUUAAUGCACAUCUAGGUCGUACUGGAAGCCGGAGAGAUGAUCUGGAGUCGUUGGCUUAUACCUUAAUUUUUCUCUUGAAGGGAAGGUUGCCAUGGCAAGGCUUCCAGGGUGAUAACAAGAGCUUUCUUGUUUCCAAGAAAAAGAUGUCAACUUCUCCUGAGCUGAUGUGCUGUUUCUCUCCACCACCGUUUAAGCUAUUCCUCGAGGCAGUCACCAAUAUGAAGUUUGACGAGGAGCCCAACUAUGGGAAGCUUAUUUCGCUUUUCGACACUCUAAUCGAGCCGUGCGCUCUAUCUAGACCAAUUAGAAUCGAUGGAGCUCUAAAGGUUGGCCAAAAACGAGGGAGAUUGCUUCUUAAUCUGGAAGAGGAUGAACAGCCGAAGAAGAAAAUCAGAGUAGGCAGUCCUGCUACUCAAUGGAUUUCAGUCUAUAACGGUCGUCGUCCCAUGAAACAGAGAUAUCACUACAAUGUUGGAGAGACGAGGCUGCGCCAGCAUGUACAGAAGGGUAAUGAAGAUGGCCUUUUGAUAAGCUGUGUAGCAUCAGCAGCUAAUCUCUGGGCCCUCAUAAUGGAUGCUGGAACUGGAUUCAAUUCUCAAGUUUAUGAGUUGUCACCGGUCUUCCUGCACAAGGACUGGAUUAUGGAGCAGUGGGAAAAGAACUACUAUAUAAGCUCCAUAGCUGGUUCAGAUAACGGGAGCUCGUUAGUUGUUAUGUCAAAAGGAACAACUUAUUCUCAGCAGUCAUACAAAGUCAGCGACUCAUUUCCAUUCAAGUGGAUAAAUAAGAAAUGGAAAGAAGAUUUUCAUGUAACUUCCAUGACGACUGCCGGUAAUCGUUGGGGUGUGGUAAUGUCUAGGAACUCUGGCUUCUCUGAUCAGGUGGUGGAGCUUGACUUUUUGUACCCAAGCGAUGGGAUACAUAGGAGGUGGGAGAAUGGGUAUAGGAUAACAUCAAUGGCAGCAACUGCAGAUCAAGCAGCUUUCAUAUUAAGCAUACCAAAGCGUAAAAUGGUGGAUGAAACCCAAGAGACUCUUCGCACCACCGCCUUUCCAAGUACUCAUGUCAAGGACAAAUGGGCGAAGAAUCUGUACAUUGCAUCAAUAUGCUAUGGCAGGACAGUGUGCUGAUACACACUUAGCAUCAUGUGUUGUGUUAGAAAGCCAAGCGAGCCUCAGGGUCGUCAUAAUUACCAAUCAAAAAACGUAAAACCAGACAAAACCUCUUUUUGGUUGAAUGUAAUGAAAGGGAUGUGUCUUGGUAUCUAAUGUAUGUACGAGUAACAAAAGAGAAGAUCAUGGAAUUAGUAGUAGAAAGAUUUGAGAGCUUUUUUAAGCCCUUCAAGUGUGUGCUUAUAUAAAACCAUUUGCUUUGUUCAA
Messenger RNA from Raphanus sativus (radish), 2657 nucleotides. Its product is annotated as casein kinase 1-like protein HD16. Gene Ontology annotation, molecular function: protein serine/threonine kinase activity; ATP binding. The transcript is spliced from 17 exons. NCBI's taxonomy places the organism in Eukaryota, Viridiplantae, Streptophyta, Magnoliopsida, Brassicales, Brassicaceae. Gene Ontology annotation, cellular component: nucleus; cytoplasm. The coding region runs from base 354 to 2408 and encodes 684 amino acids. The record is from RefSeq and is a predicted model, not a curated record. Gene Ontology annotation, biological process: peptidyl-serine phosphorylation; endocytosis; signal transduction.